Molecule: messenger RNA, 1731 nt
Organism: Arctia plantaginis
Lineage: Eukaryota; Metazoa; Arthropoda; Insecta; Lepidoptera; Erebidae
Source: the annotation of a GenBank genome assembly
AUGUCUUCGCUGGGUAACCAGUGGCGUAUGAUCCGACACUAUUUGUCGUCGAGCAAUCUUCAUGGCGAGGUGGAGAAAUUAAUUCAGAAGAUUAAGCCCGCCACCCCUAAGCAGUGGGACGAUCUCAUCAAGAGGUUUGAGAAGAUGGUGUCAGUGCAAAUGUCAAGUACAAAGGAAAUUACUGUUGACAAACUACAAGAUGCCAGUGGUGCUGUAUUGAAACCAACAAAAGUUGAAGAAAGUGAUACCAAUACACAGGUUGCUAAUAGUGAACUGAAAGAAGUUAAACAGAAAGAUGUAGGAUCAGAUAUUAAAGAGAGCAUGACAGUGGAGAGUCUGUGGCAAGGGCUAAAGUUGAAGAAAGAUACCCACCUGGGCAAGAUAUCUGAACCAACAUGGAAGUCCAAUAAACAGAUUAUGACCAAGACUUCGAUUCACUCCCGCACCGCGUACGUGGUGAGCGCCAUCGAGAGCGCGGCGUCGCCGGAGAGCGUGCUGCGCCGCACCGAGCGGCUCAUCGAUCACCUGCACGAGUACCCCGAGGCGAGGGACUACGCCAUCAAGGAGGGCGCGGUGCGCGCGCUGCUGCGCGUGCAGCACGGCGCGCAGCACGGCGCGGCCGCCGACGUGCUGGGCGCCGCCAACGAGGCGCUGGCGCUGGUGGGCUACGCGGCUCCUCCGCGCUGGGCGGGCGCCAACGUGCUGUCGCUGGACGGCGGCGGCAUCCGCGGCAUCAUCGCCAUCGAGAUCCUGCGACACCUGGAGCGGCUGACGGGCCGCAAGGUGCACGAGCUGUUCGACUACAUCAUCGGCGUGAGCACGGGCGCCAUCAUCGCGGCGGUGGUGGGCGGCGGCGUGGGCAGCCUGGCCGAGGCGCGCCGCAUGUACAUGACGCUGUCGCGCGACAUGUUCGGCAACACCAGCCGCCUCGGUGGGGCCUCCCGCCUCGUAUGGACGCACUCCUACUACGACACGCAGGCGUGGGAGAAGAUGCUGCAGGACAACCUUAAGGACAGCACUCUCGCGCAUUGCAAUAGAAAUAAUAUGCCUAAGCUGGCGAUAGUGUCGUGCGUGGUGAACGCGGGGUCGCGGCUGUCGCCGUACCUGUUCCGCUCGUACUCGGUGGGGUACCGCGUGCGCUCGGCCUUCCCCGGCACGUCGCGCGCCAAGCUGUGGCACGCCGUGCGCGCGUCGGCCGCGGCGCCCACGUACUUCGACGAGUUCCGCCUGCACGGCCUGCUGCACCAGGACGGCGGCAUCAUGGUCAACAACCCGGCCGGCGUCGGGCUGCACGAGGCGCGCCUGCUGUUCGGCGCGGACGCAGUGGCGCGCGGCGCGCUCGUGUCGGUGGGCACCGGCCGGGCCCUGGCGCCGCACCAGGACUACGGGCGGCUGGCGCGAGACGCCUCGCACGCGCCCGGCACCAGCUGGCGCGACAAGUUCAACAAGAUACUCGACUCCGCCACCGACACCGAAGGCGUGCACCUGGUGUUGAACGACUUGAUACCCGCCGGCAACUACUACCGGUUCAACCCCCCGCUGAUGCAGGAGUGCGCCAUGGACGAGAUCGACGAGCACAAACUCGAGAACCUGCUGGUCGACACCGCGGAGUACAUCAGACGCAACCAGCACAAGUUCGCGCGCGCGGCGGAGCAGCUGACGCGGCGCCGCUCGGUGGCGCAGCGCUGCGCCGACGCGCUGCGCGAGCGAGCCGUGCGCGCCGGCCUGUGA